Molecule: messenger RNA, 834 nt
Organism: Trichosurus vulpecula (common brushtail)
Lineage: Eukaryota; Metazoa; Chordata; Mammalia; Diprotodontia; Phalangeridae
Product: centromere protein Q-like
Source: RefSeq, a predicted model, not a curated record
AAAGUACUAAUUUGUUCCAUAUAAGUCACAAUGCCUAGAAGAGCAGGUGUAAAGCACACAACAGGAACUAAGUCAAAGCAGGAGAGCAAAUCUCAAUGGUGCAAAAAAAAAAAAACUGGAAAAAGGAAAAUUGAUAAUGGAGAUAUUAAGGAGUCAGAGAAAGAGGUAAGACAUUCAACCAAACAAAUGAAGAAAAAAUCAGAGAAUCCAGGACAACCUUUGCAAGAAACUGGGAAAAACGUAAAUAUGAAAAAGAAAACCCUCAAAAAUAAAGUAACAUGGCAACCUCUUUCAAAAGACAAUAAAGAAUAUUUUGAGGCUAUGAUGGAUUCUAUGAUACAAUCUAUUUUGAGAGCUGAAGUAAAAGAAAAGGAAAGCACUCAAAUUCAUCUUAACUGCUUAAAGGAAAGAUUUCUUCAGUUGUGUGAAACCCAUAAAGUCUCUCUGGGAGAGUGGAACAGUCUAAAGGAAGUGUCAAAUCUCUGUCUGAAGGAAAUGGAGACUCUUGAGGCCAAUGAAGAAGACCUGGCGUUAUUGCAGGAAGAAGCUGAAAAAGCAGUGAAAGCCACAGAAUUAAUAAAUGAGAACAUUCAGAACCUUCAGGAUAAAAUUCGGAUUCUUGAGAGUGAAUUGGAAGAGGAAGAGGAGAAGUCUAAACAGGUGCUUCAGAUAGAUGGUACCAAGGCCCUUUCUCUUCCAGAACUCCCCAAGAAAAGUAUUAAAGCCCCAAUACUCCAUGAGGAAAUUUUGAAGAGGAUCCCAAAUCAGAAAGAUAUUCUAAAGGAUCUGAAUGUCAUGAGUAAUUCAACAGAGAUGAAGAACAUAUCUUUCUGA